AGAUCUUAUAGUUGGACCGAAAUUAUCAGCCUAGCUGAGGGUCAUAUCUAGAGGCUCUAAUCGCCAAGUCUGUGAGAAGACAUCAGGGGUACUUUCCCAGUAACACAAUAUUUGUUUAAAUCCACCGAUGGCAACGCAUGAUUUUCAAGAAGCUGAGACAUCUCACGCCCCAGCAGAGGUACUACCGUUAAAUCGCAUCAAAAAGCUGAUGAAGGAAGAAGCUGAUGUGAAGGCCGUGGCAGCAGAUGCCAGCUAUGCUGCAGCCAGAGCCACGGAGUUCCUUAUUGAAGCGAUGGCAGCGAGGGCAUUCCAAGUUACGCUAGCAGAAAACAGAGACACAAUCAGCUAUGGUGAUGUUGCAACUUCGGUGUCUCAAUGGGCUGCAACAGAGUUUCUGAGAGACAUUGUUCCUCAGAGAGUACCCUUGUCAGAGAUCAUCAAACGGCUGAGAACUUCGAAUGAGCAGAGCCAAGCAGCCGGAAAUGGUGAGGUCAUAGAUGGAAAAGAUGAAGUCAUGCACACACCGAAUGGCGGAAUUGUGCAGUCCUGAUUAGCAGAAUUUCCAUAAUGGAAAAAGAGGAAAUCUGGUCAGGGGUUUUACGAAUGAUGGAAUGUGUGCUGAAAGAUUGCGGUGGUCUGUUUCAUCUGAAUGCACCCCUUCGUACUAUUUUAUAAGCCAGCGAUAGCCUGAGCCGGCCUUUAGGGGGAGAAGAUUGCUCAUUGGUUCGAGACAUCGUAUCACAGGGCAUUGUCAUAGAGCUGUGUAUCUGCGUACAUCUGUGCAGGGUGCCUCUCAGAAGGGUAGCGGUAUACUUAGCCAAUGUUUCUUGGAGCCGCCUGUCUGGCUGUUGAGCUCCUCUCAGAGGCUGCUGUACAGUCACAUCGUGGACAAGUUGAUCUGCUUCAAGGAUUGUAGUUGUUUUUAUCUCAGUUUUGUAUAUCCUCAGGGUGCAUGGUCCCCUAUAGAUUCUUCAUGCCUCCUGUGAACACUGCAGUGUUGGCAUAGGAUGCCAACUUGGCAUUGCAAUUGUCAAUAGAAUUUGAGGCCUAGGAAGAUCCUGUGACUGGGCCUGAUGUCUGUGUGGUUGCAUCUUCAAGGUUUAAGUUUAUAUGCAUCAC
Messenger RNA from Coccomyxa subellipsoidea C-169, 1119 nucleotides. RefSeq lists its product as hypothetical. The record is from RefSeq and is a predicted model, not a curated record. Gene Ontology annotation, cellular component: nucleus. The coding region runs from base 128 to 550 and encodes 140 amino acids. Lineage: Eukaryota; Viridiplantae; Chlorophyta; Trebouxiophyceae; Coccomyxaceae. The transcript is spliced from 6 exons. Gene Ontology annotation, biological process: regulation of DNA-templated transcription. Gene Ontology annotation, molecular function: protein heterodimerization activity.